Penicillium canariense is the source of this 1116-nucleotide messenger RNA. Its product is annotated as alkene reductase. Lineage: Eukaryota; Fungi; Ascomycota; Eurotiomycetes; Eurotiales; Aspergillaceae. Gene Ontology annotation, molecular function: NADPH dehydrogenase activity; FMN binding. Bases 1 to 1116 code for a protein of 371 amino acids. The transcript has a single exon. The record is from RefSeq and is a predicted model, not a curated record.
AUGACCAAGUUGUUCACCCCCAUCCGCGUAGGGCGCAUGGAGCUCUCCAACCGCAUCGCCAUGGCGCCCAUGACCCGCUUCCGCGCCGACGACAGCCACGUCCCCCUCCCAAUGGUCAAGGAGUACUACGCACAGCGCGCCGCCGUGCCCGGCACCCUGCUCAUCACCGAAGCCACCUUCAUCUCUCCCCAGGCCGGUCUCUACCCUAACGUGCCCGGCAUCUACAACGACGCUCAGAUCGCCGCCUGGAAGGAAGUCACCGACGCCGUCCACGCCAAGGGCUCAUACAUCUACGUCCAGCUGUGGGCGCUGGGCCGCGUCGCAAGCGCAGAUCUGCUCAAGGCCUCAGGCUUUGAGGUGGUCUCUGCCAGCGACAUCCCCGCCUCCGCAGACGCGCCGACCCCGCGCCCUCUGACCGAGGAAGAGAUCCAGGCCUAUAUCCAGGCCUACGCGCAGGCCGCGCGCAACGCGGUCGCAGCCGGCUUCGACGGCGUCGAAAUCCACGGCGCAAACGGCUACCUGGUGGACCAGUUCAUUCAGGACGUGAGCAACAAGCGCACCGACCGCUGGGGCGGCAGCAUCGAGAACCGCGCCCGCUUCGCCGUCGAGGUGACCCGCGCCGUCGUGGAGGCUAUCGGCGCCGACCGCACGGGCAUCCGCUUCAGCCCGUACAGUACGUUCCAGGGCAUGAGGAUGGAGAACCCGCAGCCGCAGUUCGCGCACCUGGCGCGCGAGCUGGCCCCGCUGAAGCUCGCUUUCAUGCAUCUGGUUGAGGGCCGUAUCGCGGGCAACACUGACACCGAGUCCGCCGAUGAGCUGGACUUCUUCCUGGAUGCGUAUAAGGGCGCUGGGCCUGUUAUCAUUGCCGGUGGGUAUCAGCCUGAGUCGGCGAAGGAGGCGGUGGACCAGAAGUACAAGGACCAUGAGGUGGUUAUUGGAUUUGGUCGGCCAUUCACCUCGAACCCGGAUCUGCCGUUCCGCCUCAGGCAGAAUAUUCCUCUUGUGCCGCACCAGCGGGACACGCUGUAUUUGCCCAAGGACCCCAAGGGGUAUACCGAUUGGGCGUUCAGCGCUGAGUUCGAGAAGGUUGCGGAGGCUGUGAAGGCUACAGCUUGA